Messenger RNA from Oncorhynchus keta (chum salmon), 5119 nucleotides. It is a transcript of the gene pth3r, whose product is annotated as parathyroid hormone 3 receptor. Gene Ontology annotation, molecular function: peptide hormone binding; parathyroid hormone receptor activity; G protein-coupled peptide receptor activity. NCBI's taxonomy places the organism in Eukaryota, Metazoa, Chordata, Actinopteri, Salmoniformes, Salmonidae. Gene Ontology annotation, cellular component: plasma membrane. The coding region runs from base 572 to 2314 and encodes 580 amino acids. The record is from RefSeq and is a predicted model, not a curated record. The transcript is spliced from 13 exons. Gene Ontology annotation, biological process: cell surface receptor signaling pathway; adenylate cyclase-modulating G protein-coupled receptor signaling pathway.
CUAAUAUCAUGCUCACACAAAGGAACAUGGCAAAGGUACUCAUCCCUGAGAUACAUGAGGAAUUCCAUACCUAGUCACUGGGACCUGACCUUACCAAUGGUCAUUGUUCACAAGAGAAGCACUACAUGCAGAAUAUUGCAAAAAGAGAAGAGAGUUCGCAUUGGAAGACUACCAGUGGUUAAAGAGAAUCCUUUACUUAACUUCCACAACUGAUUCUAUUUUCACUCUCAGCUGUGCGGGAGAAGCUGGACGUUUUGAUUGAAUAACUUCCCAUCCAACAAUGCCAUGGUUCAUGUGGUGCCAUUCAUGAGAAGUAUAGAAGGAUCACCUCCUGCCUAAGCGUUUAGCCUCUUUGUGAAACAAAGUUACGACAUCAUCAUCGCUGUCAGUGAGACGUGUGCAGGCACCAAGGUAAUAGGAGCGGCAAUGGGACACAGCCUCGAGGACCACCACUCUACAUGUUUCGGGGGACGUUUCCCUUCGCUGCACCCUAGAGAGGAUAAGGAGUUGUGAGCAGGGGGUGUCUUGGUGAUUAAAAGUUUUGGUUCAGGUUGAAGGUCAAAAGGAAGUCAUGGUGUCCGUGGGGAGAAUCAGAAUUGUUCUCUGCUGCGUAUUGAUGAAUGUCAGUGCAGUGAUAGACUCUGAUGAUGUCAUCACACGAGACGAGCAGAUUUACCUCCUGAUUGGUCCCCGUGCCAAGUGUGAGAGGAUAAUCCAUUCCCAGCUGGCCACAGUCAAAGAAGAUGACUGUGUACCGGAGUGGGAUGGGAUUAUCUGCUGGCCCAGAGGGAAGCCUAGUCAGCUGGUCUCGGUUCUAUGUCCAGAAUACAUCUACGACUUCAACCACAGAGGUCAGGCCUAUCGUCAGUGUGAUGCCUCGGGGAACUGGGAGCAGGUGCCUAGCAUCAACCGCACCUGGGCCAACUACACUGAGUGUACCACCUACCUAUUGUCUAGCCAUAGAAGCCAGGAAGAGGAGGUGUUUGAGCGUCUUCACUUGAUGUACACCAUUGGCUACUCCAUCUCUCUGGUAUCCCUACUGGUGGCUGUCUCGAUUCUCUGCUACUUCAAGCGUCUCCACUGUACACGGAACUACAUCCACAUUCACCUCUUCACCUCCUUUGUGUUUCGGGCCAUCAGUAUCUUUGUGAAGGAUGCUGUCCUCUAUGCCAUGUCUGACGACGGAAAGACUGAAGCAGAGGAAUUGGCAGAGAGACCCCAUAUGGUGGGCUGUAAGGUGGCCGUUACUCUCUUCCUGUAUUUCCUGGCGACCAAUCACUACUGGAUCCUGGUGGAGGGGCUGUACCUGCACAGCCUCAUCUUCAUGGCCUUCCUUUCAGACAAGAACUACCUGUGGGCGCUCACCAUCAUCGGCUGGGGUGUCCCUGCAGUGUUUGUGUCCAUUUGGGUCAGUGCGCGAGCAUCACUGGCAGACACUCAGUGCUGGGACAUCAGUGCGGGAAAUCUGAAGUGGAUCUAUCAAGUCCCAAUUCUUGCAGCCAUUGUAGUGAACUUCUUCCUGUUCCUCAACAUCAUACGAGUGUUGGCCUCUAAGCUGUGGGAGACCAACACAGGCAAACUGGACCCCCGUCAACAGUACAGGAAGCUGUUGAAAUCCACCCUUGUCCUGAUGCCCUUGUUUGGAGUACACUAUAUGGUGUUUAUGGCUCUACCCUACACUGAGGUGACGGGCCUGUUGUGGCAGGUGCAGAUGCACUACGAGAUGUUCUUCAACUCUUCCCAGGGAUUCUUUGUGGCAUUCAUCUACUGUUUCUGCAACGGGGAGGUGCAGGCGGAGGUAAAGAAGGCAUGGCUACGGCGGAGCCUGGCCUUGGACCUCAAACAGAAGACCCGGGUGACCAGCAGUGGGGGCGGGGGCAGCUGCUACUAUGGCGGCAUGAUGUCACACACCACCACCCACAGCGUGAGUCUGACUGUGGCCAAUCCCAGAGGAAUGUCCCUGAAUGGGGCAGGGGCCCCCGGGAUGGGAGGAGCUGGGGGAAGCAAUGGGGGAGGGGGAAGCAGGCAGCCACGCCUCACCUCCUCCUUCCACCCCCUCACCAACCUGCCAGGUUACGUGCCCAGCAACACGGAGACCCCCAGGCAGAAACUUGUUAUUUGGAGGCCUGGGGUGGGGGCCGGAGCUGAGGCCGGUGUUAGUGCCUUUCCCAGGAACCCCAGGGCUGCUAGCGAGGGGAUCCAAGGGGGUGGUGGUGGAGCCAAGACAGAGCCUGCAGUCUCUGUGCCCCAGCGAUUGGGAGACGAGGACCCCUGCUGCUCUUUGUCUCUAAAGGAACUAGAGACCAUCUUGUGAACUGGAACUGUCAGAUAUAUGCCGUCUAACAGUGGGAGCAGCACUGUAUCAGAUGGCUUUUCUUAUCCAGAUUCCUGCCAUGGAUCCAUAUCAUGGCUCCAUUCAAGUGAUCUCCAAUGACCUAUUUGAAACUCCCCCGAAUCCCUUGUUUGAUUGACUGACGUCUAAAGACUUAGCUAAGUACAUUUAGUUGGGGUUAAAGAAUCAUUGUGUGUAAACUGGUCUGAUGACACGAUUAUCAAUAGAACAUUGAUCCAAGGAUCAUGAAGAAAAAACAUGUACUUGUAGCAUGAUUGGUGAUUUAAUUUAUCAGUGGUUGUAAUAAAGAACCCAAUGACUAGUGAGUUGCUGCACCCAUUAUGGAAUGUGGAGUCCUGCAUGCCUUUCUACACGUGCCAUAUUUGUUUGACAGACCAUUGUUUUUCCUUUUAUAUUUGCCUGUCUGUCUGCUUGUCUGCUUUCUCUGAUCUCUUCUCUGUCUGCCUAACAAUUCAUGCACUAUUUGUCUAUUGUAGUGAGAUGUACAUUUUUAUCUGAGAAAAACGUGGAAAUGAAGCUUUUACAGCAAUGAAUAAGCAGCAGUAGGCUGCAUUUGAAGACUUCCUUACCUGGGGCCCAUCGCCCAAUGAGCAAAACUGGUGCAUUUAAAAUCCCAAUACACUUUACCAUAAAACAAUAAUAGAUUAAUGAAAUAACAAAAACACAUGUCUAAAACAGUAAAAUAUCAGCUCAGGAUUGACCUUUUUUACAGAUGUAAAGAAAUUGUUAUUUUGGAUAGUGAUAGCACACUUGCUAUGUACAGUGCAUUCGGAAAGUAUUCAGACCCCUUCACUUUUUCCACAUUUUGUUACGUUACAGCCUUGUUCUAAAAUGUAUUAAAUUUGUUUUCAUUUAUUUAUCAAUCUACACAGAAUACCUGAUAAUGACAAAGCAAAAACAGGUUUUCAGGUUUUCAAUUUUUGCAAAUGUAUUCAAAAAUAAAACAAACGUAAAUAUCUCAUUUGCUGUGCAUAAAUAUUCAGACCCUUUAUUCAGUACUUUGGUGAAGCACCUUUGGCAGCAAUUACAGCCUUGAAUAUUUUGGGUAUGACGCUACAAGCUUGGCACACCUGUAUUUGGAGAGUUUCUCCCAUUCUUCUCUGCAGAUCCUCUCAAGCUCUGUCAGGUUGGGUGGGGAAAGUUGCUGCACAGCUGUUUUCAGUUCUCUCCAGAGAUACUCAAUUGGGUUCAAGUCCAGGCUCUGGCUGGGCCACUCAAGGACAUUCAGAGACUUGUCCCGAAGCCACUCCUGCGUUGUCUUGGCUGUGUGCUUAGUUGUCCUGUUUGAAGGUGAACCUUCGCUCCAGUCUGAGGUCCUGAGCGCUCCGGAGCAGGUUUUCAUCAAGGAUCUCUCUGUACUUUGCUCUGUUCAUCUUUCCCUCAAUCCUGACUAGACUCCCAGUCGUUGCUGCUGAAAAACAUCCCCACAGCAUGAUGCUACCACCAACCACCAUGCUUCACCGUAGGGAUGGUGGCAGGUGUCCUCCAGAUGUGAUUACUUGGCAUUCAGGUCAAAGAAUCUUGGUUUCAUUAGACCAGAGAAUCUUGUUUCUUAUGGUCAGAGUCCUUUAGUUGUCACUGAGGAGUGGCAUCCGUCCGGCCACCCUACCAUAAAGGCCUGAUUGGUGGAGUGCUGCAUAGAUGGUUGUCAUUCUGGAAGGUUCUCCCAUCUCCACAGAGGAACUCUGGAGCUCUGUCAGAUUGACCAUCGGGUUAACUGUCACCUCAAUGACCCUCCCCCCCCCAUGGCUUGGUUUAUGCUCUGAGAUGCACUGUCAACUGUGGGACGUUGUAUAGACAGGCGUGAUGCUUUUCCAAAUCAUGUCCAAUCAAUUUAAUUUUUCACAGGUGGACUCCAAUCAAGUUGUAGAAACAUCUCAAGGAUGAUCAAUGGAAACAGGAUGCAUCUGACCUCAAUGUUGAGUCUCAUAGAAAAGGGUCUGAGUUCUUAUGUAAAGAAGGUAUUUCUGCUUUUUAUUAUUACUACAUGUUCAAAAAUUACAAAAACUAUUUUCACUUUGUCAUUAUGUGGUAUUGUUUAUAGAUUGUGAUAUGUUUUAUUUAUUUUUUCAUUUUAGAAUAAGGCUGUAAUGUAACAAAAAAUAUGUAAAAAGGUAAGGGGUCUGAAUACUUUCUGAAUGCACUGUAUGUAAUAGGCUAUAUUAGGCAGUCAGGUAUGUAUUGUAAUUUUAAAAUAAUCAAAUUAAUAAUUGUAUAUUUCAAUCCUUAAAGAUCACUCAGCCUUUUGUAACACCUAUUUUCAUUGUUUAUCUUUGGGGAAAAGUGUUGACAGAUUAUGUACGGUAUAUUGUGGUAUUGAUAACAUAAACCAUGCAUUGUCGAACUCUUACUCCAUAGAAUUGCAUUUUUGCUCUACAGUCUUGUUCACCUUUCGAUGAGCUUGUCAAGGGGUAUUCGGGAUGUACAGUACAGUUGUGGGCACUACAACGUUUUGGAGAAGGUAAAAGUGCCACAUUUCUAGUUGUGUGAAGUACUUAUGUAAAAAUACUUUAAAGUACUACUUAAGUAGUUUUUUGGGGUAUCUGUACUUUACAUUACUAUUUCCUCCACUACACCCCCAAAAAAAUGAUGUACUUUUUUACAUACAUUUUUCCUGGCACCCAAAAGUACUUGUUACAUUUCGAACGCUUAGCUUAUCACGAGAACAUCCCUGGUCAUCCCUACUGCCUCUGAUCUGGUGGACUUACUAAACACAAAAAUGCUUAAUUUGUAAAUGAUGUCUGUUGGAGUGUGCCCCUGGCUAUC